AUGAGUCCUCCAACAAUGAUAGCCAUCCUCCUGGUUCUCCUCGCAUGCCUUUGGUCACUCAUCUCUGCCUCCUCAAAAUCAAAACACCAAAAACUACCACCCGGCCCUCGGCCACUUCCCAUAAUCGGAAACCUCCACAUGCUAGGCAACCUUCCCCACCGAACCCUCCAAAACUUGGCCAAACAAUACGGAGACAUCAUGUCCAUUCGUCUAGGCAAUGUUCCUGCCAUUGUUAUCUCCUCCCCAAAAGCCGCCGAGCUAUUCCUCAAAAUUCAUGACACUAACUUCGCCAGCCGGCCAAAAAUCCAAGCCUCCGAGUACUUGUCAUACGGCUCAAAGGGCAUGGUCUUUUCCGAAUAUGGCCCCUGUUGGCGCCAUGUGAGGAAGAUCUGCAAGCUUCAGCUCUUCUGUCCUGCAAAACUGGAGGCUUUCGCGCCGCUGCGGAAGGAGGAGCUGGGAGGGCUGGUGGGAAAGCUGAAGAGAGCUGCAGAGGAAGGUGAGGUUGUGGAUGUUAGUGAGAAGAUUGGUGAGAUGAAUGAGGACAUAACGUAUAGGAUGGUGUUGGGGUGUAAAAGGGACAAUAGGUUUGAUCUGAAAGCCAUCGUUGAGGAAGUGGUCUUCUUGAUCGGGGCUUUCAAUAUUUCUGAUUUCAUUCCUUCCCUCAGUGCAUUUGAUAUUCAGGGAUUGACUAAGCGAUUGAAAAAAGUGAGCAGGAUGGUCGAUCAACUCUUGGACAAGAUAAUUGACGAUCAUGAACAAGAUGCGGAAACUAAGAGUGGUGGAAAACAAGGCCAGCAUGAGAACUUUGUAGACGUGUUGCUUUCAUUUACGAACCAAUCAUUGAAUCUGAAUGAUGAGCAAGUUCAUUUUCUUGAUCGGGAAAAUGCGAAGGCCAUCUUACUUGAGAUGAUCACGGGGGCUUUCGAUACUUCUACUACAACGAUUAUUUGGAGCCUUGCAGAGCUCAUGAGGCAUCCAAGGAUCAUGAAGCGACUCCAAGAAGAGCUCCAAACUGUGGUUGGUAUGGACCGAAUGGUAGAAGAGUCUGAUUUGCCAAAGCUGGAUUACUUGAAUCUGGUGGUCAAGGAGAGCUUCAGACUACACCCAGUUGCACCCUUGCUCGUCCCACGUGAAUCCAUCAAGGACAUUACAAUCGAUGGAUACGACAUACCGAAGAAAUUGCGACUCAUAGUGAAUUUAUGGAGCAUUGGAAGGGAUCCUAAUGUUUGGUCGGAAAAUGUUGAGGAGUUCUGUCCGGAAAGGUUUACGAACAGCAACAUAGACCUCCGAGGACAUGACUAUCAGCUCAUCCCAUUUGGGACAGGCCGAAGAGGGUGUCCGGGUAUGCAAUUAGGGCUAACCACAGUUAGGCUAGUUCUGGCACAGCUGGUGCACUGCUUUAACUGGGAGCUCCCAAAUGGCAUGCUACCCCAAGACUUGGACAUGACAGAGCAGUUUGGUUUGUCAAUGUCAAAGGCCAAACACUUGCUUGCCAAGCCUACAUACCGUCUUAUGUAGCUUGUUCAUCCAUCUGUUAUUUGAAAUGAGCAAUGCAACCAUGGGUAAAAACUAAUAAAAUGCUUUUUUCAGUACUAUU
Messenger RNA from Fragaria vesca subsp. vesca, 1597 nucleotides. Its product is annotated as cytochrome P450 71A1-like. Gene Ontology annotation, molecular function: monooxygenase activity; heme binding; iron ion binding. The transcript has 2 exons. The record is from RefSeq and is a predicted model, not a curated record. NCBI's taxonomy places the organism in Eukaryota, Viridiplantae, Streptophyta, Magnoliopsida, Rosales, Rosaceae. The coding region runs from base 1 to 1518 and encodes 505 amino acids.